Messenger RNA from Apis mellifera (honey bee), 1837 nucleotides. RefSeq lists its product as uncharacterized. Gene Ontology annotation, biological process: replication-born double-strand break repair via sister chromatid exchange; mitotic sister chromatid cohesion; synaptonemal complex assembly. Gene Ontology annotation, cellular component: synaptonemal complex; cohesin complex. Bases 107 to 1804 code for a protein of 565 amino acids. The transcript has 13 exons. The record is from RefSeq and is a predicted model, not a curated record. NCBI's taxonomy places the organism in Eukaryota, Metazoa, Arthropoda, Insecta, Hymenoptera, Apidae. Gene Ontology annotation, molecular function: chromatin binding; protein binding.
AAAUUUGUUACAAAUGAAAAAGAAAUUCAAAUAAUUUUUCAUGCCUUUAUGUAGCAAUAUAAUAUAGGUUACUUGAAAACUGAUCAGUGACAGUUCAUAAGAUCAAAUGUAUGAUUCUAAUAGGAAAGGCAAAUUGGCGCGAUGUUGGUUAGCUGCAACUUUUAGUGAAAAAAUGUUUAAAAAAACUUGUAAACCGGCAUUAAUUAAAAAGAUUAACGUAUCCUAUAUUUGCAAUGAAAUUUUAUCAACAGUUGAAAUACGGAAUGACAAAAAUUAUGGUAGAUUCAGUCUUUAUCUUUCUUCGCAAUUAAUGUAUGGUGCUACGAAAAUACUUUUUUAUCAAACAAAAUACUUUCAAGAUUAUCUAUUUGAAGUAAAUUGGAAAUUACAUGAAAUAAAUAGAUAUAAAGAAGAGUUAAACGCAGUAAUGUCAUUAGAAUUACCGGAAAUUCCUCCUAUAAGUGAAGUUUUCCGAAAUUUAGAAAUGUCAUCGAAUUUGCAUUUAAUUACUGAAGAACCAUAUUCUUCUGCCAUAGAAAAUUUGAUACAAAGUGAAAUGAAUUUUGGGGCAUUACCAACUCAUGAAAUGGAAAAAUUUAUAUUAUCUGGAGUGGAAGAACUAUCUCUAAAUGAAAUACGAAGAUUUCAUUGGGAUCAGUCAAUAGAAAUUCCUAACGAAUCCAUACAAGUUCCUUUAUUAGAUGUUAAUAAAUUUGAAAUUGAAACUGAGAAAGAAACACGAUUAGCAUCUACUGGAAGAGAUCAACCUGAAUCAUUUUUUAUUUUUGAAAAUCAUCACAUUAAAAAAAAUAUUCCUGUAACUCCUAAAAAAAGAACUUCAAAAUCUCCAAUAGAAAUUCCAAUAAAAAGAAGAAAAAUAACUUCUGCAGAAGAAUUACCUGCAAUUGAACUAUUCUCGGCACCAAUAACUGAAAAUAUACAUGCAUCUGAUUUACCAUCUGAAUUGCAAAAAGAAGUUUUUCCUGAGUUUCAAAAUAUAGAAUUGAAUAAAAUAAAAACAACAAAAAAAAAGAAAACAUAUUUAGAUAAACAAACUAAAUUAACGGAUACUAUUAUGCGAAGAUACAUUGAAAAUGUUUAUGCUCAUACUAUAAAAGAGUUUCGAUUUACAACUAUUUUACCAUCAGCAAAGGACUAUUUGAAACAACCUUCAAUGAAAAUUAAUAAUAAAUCGUGGGGAAAAACAUUAAUUGAAUUUUUUAAUCAGUAUUUUAAAAAGCCUUUGAUAGUUCAAAAUGAAUUUCAAAAUAUGUUUGACUUUAAAAUGAAAGAAACAAUAGUUGGAGAAACUAUUCGUGCAGAUGAUUCAAGUCGAUUACGAGAUCAAAUAAAUGAAUUAUCAAGUAAAAUUAUGAUUGCUACAACUGAAACGAAUGAUAUAUCUAAGACAUUGGAUAAGAUACUUCCAAUAGAGAGUAUUGAAGUGAAAGAAUUUGAAGAGCAAACAAAAGAAAUAAAAGAAUCUGAAGCAGUUUUAAUUUCUGAGAUUACAAGUUUUGAAGAGAAAAUUAGUUCAAAAACAUAUUUGACUAAAAGAGAAUUGUUGGCACUAAUGAUUAUAUAUUGGAAUGAAGGAAUAUUAAUAAAAUUUCAUGAUUUAAUUUCACCAGAAUGUUAUAAUAAAACUGAUGCUGCAUGCGCUUUUCAAUAUUGUUUAGAAUUUCAUGCAGAAAAAAUUGUAAUAUUGAAACAGGCUGAACCUUUUGAUACAAUUUGGAUAGAAAAAUAUCCUUAUUAUGCUUUACAAAAUGGUGAAAACUAUAACUAUGAAAAUUAUAGUUAAUUAUAAUUGUAUAGAAAUAUAAUAUCAAAUAAU